AUGCACGACCUCCGUCGAAAAGCCCUUUUAGAAAGCGGCAAGACCGUGUCGCGCAAAACACAGUCUCGUGAGGUCUCGCGGCAAACAUCGCGGGCGGGCUCUGCCCAAAACUCUCGCCAGUCGUCGCGCGCUGCGAGUCGGUAUCCCUCGGAUGAUGAGGAUACUGGGGAUUUGAGUGAUGAUACGACUGCUCUCAGUACCACUUCGCUCGACGACUUGGCUGAAAACCCCGAGGCCGAUAAUAGUGAUUGGCCCGAGGAGCUGGCCGACCGAAUCCACGAGAUCCUCGAUCGCAAGCGCAGCAGCGUACAGGGCAGGGAGGAGUCGCUGACGGCAUUCUGCCGCCUCUCGAAAUUCCACUACGUCGAAGAAGAAAUCCGCGCACAUAUACAGGACCUGCUCGAGGCCUUCUCGCGCAGCAUCAAGUAUGAAACGAGCGUGCGCGAGUCGACUUUGGCCCUCAAGGCACUCGAGUUUCUUGCGUUGACUGCCUACGAUGAUACGAUUUAUGGUCAUGUCGAAGACCUGCUGGCCCGGACGAUUCGCGACUCGACUUCGACGGCAGUCAAGACCGCGGCGAUCUACUGCCUCGGCACGUGCACAUACUUUGGCGGAACAAGUGAGGAUGCCAAGUUGGACCAGAUGACGUUUUUCCUCGACAUUGUCGCGUCGGACGGGCGGUCGAUUGACGCAGCAGACGAUGCAGCGACAGUGACCGCGGCACUACAGCAAUGGGGGUUUCUCGCAACAGAAAUUGAAGACCUCGAAGGCGAAAGCGAGGAGGCGAUCGACUCGUUUAUAGACCAGCUCGACAGCAGCGACUCGAGCGUGCAGAUUGCAGCGGGGGAAAACAUUGCCCUGCUAUACGAAAAGAGCUACACGCCUCAGGAGGACGACGACGACGACGCGGGAUCGUCGGAAGAAGACGACGGCAAUGAUAACGGCUCAGUCUCGUCCAACGGCGACGGGCCGCGGCUCAUCAAACGAUACACGGCGUACCACAACACGCCGCAGCUCGAGCGAGUGCUAUCGUCUCUAGCAACCGUGUCCGGGAAACGCAUCAGCAAACGGGACAAGAAGAGCCUGCACACCAAUUUUGCGUCGAUUCUCACAACAGUGGAAAACCCGCGGCGCGGACCCAUGUUUAGCACGGCAAUCGACUACAACACCAACCGGCACUACGGCAGCAAACGGCAGGUCAAGAUCGGAAAUGAAGGAGUGAUGAACAUUGACCGAUGGUGGAAAUGGCUGCGGCUGGCAGCGCUGCGACGCAUCUUGCAGGGGGGGUUCAUGGAGCAUUACUACCAGGGGAACCGCGCAGUCCUCAAUAGCUUGCCGGUCAUGCUGCGUGAGUCGACGCGCACAACUACGGACCGUUUGGGCUACAAAAAGGCGGCCAAGCUUCGAAAUUCGACUCGCCGGAUGCUGAUGGGGGAUGACGACUAG
This is a messenger RNA of Talaromyces rugulosus, 1446 nucleotides long. RefSeq lists its product as uncharacterized. The record is from RefSeq and is a predicted model, not a curated record. The transcript has 2 exons. NCBI's taxonomy places the organism in Eukaryota, Fungi, Ascomycota, Eurotiomycetes, Eurotiales, Trichocomaceae. Bases 1 to 1446 code for a protein of 481 amino acids.